Molecule: messenger RNA, 831 nt
Organism: Prorocentrum cordatum
Lineage: Eukaryota; Dinophyceae; Prorocentrales; Prorocentraceae
Source: the annotation of a GenBank genome assembly
AUGUCUGGAGCAGGGCCACGUUGCGGGCAGGCCUGGGCUCGACGCUCGGCGGCCACGCUUGCGCGCAGGCUGCGCAGGGAGCGAGCCCUGGAGCGGGACGGGGCCACGGCGACGGCUGCUGCCGCUGCUGCGGUGGCGGUGCUGGCUCCCCCCACGGACCUGGCGGCCGCCCUUGAGGAUCGCCUCGUCAGCCUCGGCAGGGCGCUGCUGCUGCACCACAGGGCUGACGUCGCCCUUGGCCGCCACAUGCAUCGGUUGGGCGAUGCACUGCGCGCGGUGGCCAAGACGCUCGACGUGGACACAGACUUCGUGCACAGAGGCAUGGAGAUAAAGAGCGACGGCGACAAAGCGAGGCACCAGCCGCUUCUUGCAGCGACGCCUUCGGCUGCAGUGGAUUGCGUGGUCGAGAUUUGCGUAGCUGAUGUUGUGGCGAGCACAGUCAAGGUGGAUACGGCUGGGCUGCCACACGGGAGUGUGCUGCGGGCGGAGGCGCCUGUAUUCGUCCCCCUCGGCCUCCUCGGCGCAAUCGCGCCCGACUACUGCGAGGACCAGGUGCCAAUCCAGCUGGAUACGGUCGCGCCCUUCGUCCAAGAGGGCCAGGCGACAGAGUGCGAGACGGGAUUCCAUGAGGAGUCCUGCGACGACGCGGAGCUCGACGUGACCAUCGAGGAGGACGGCGAUGCCACGGCCUGCACGGCCGAGCCACCGCCGCCGGCAGCCGCGUGCAGUGCUGCGGCUACUGCGCUGGUGAGGUUUCUGGCGCUGAUCUUCAAGGUCAGCCUCACGCUGAAGGGUUUCGCGGAGCUGUUCAUCUCGCCACUGGUAUUCCAG